UAUUGUUUCUUCAUAUUUUCCAAUACGAACGAAAAAACGACAGACGUGAAUUACGGUCUGGCAAAAAAUUUCUAGUUGAUAGUUGUGUAAAAAUCCACAAAGUCCGUGUAAUUUUAAAAAAGAAUAGUUUAAAAAGGCCAAAUUAUAGCAAUAUUAAGGAAAACAAAUAAUCGAGUUCUAUAAGAAUUAAAAAAAUUGUUUUAACAAAUAUUGAACGUAAGCAAAUUCGUAUAAAAUCUAAUUAAUUACCCCCACCAUUGUCAUAAUUUACUAGAAAAGGAAUAAACAGCGAAAACAAAUAAUAUUCAUAAUAAUAUUCAUAAUAAUAUUCAUAAUAAUAAGUAAAUUAUCGAACAGUGGUUAAAGAAAUCAACUUAAACGAAUAUUAAAAAAAAGUAGUGUAAUUAUAAAAUUAAAACGGUAAUUUACAACAACAUUAGAGGAGCACUUGCAAUAACAACAAUACUAAGUAUACGUAAUUUGGCUAAAUCAUUGUGGCACUUUGGAAAGAAAAUUAUUAGAAAUAACCACCAUACAACAACAAGAGCAGUAAUAAAAUAACAAAAAAAAAUAAAACAAGAAACGAACGGAGGGGACACCGAAAAUAACAAAAAGAAACUUGCCAUUAUUUUAAAGUGUAUGUUUGUUCGUAUGUGUGAAUGUUUUUAGUGCCAAUUAAAUGAAAUUGUAUUUGUUUAAUUUAAAAAAUUUCAUCAUAAAAAAGGCAAAUACAAUUUUCCUCAACCAAUUUGUAAACGAAUAAUAAGAAACCAUAAACUAAGAUUUCUAUAAGCAAAAAAAUAUUUUCAAAAUAUUCUUUAAUUUUUUCUUUUGAUGAAUUUUUGAAACAAAAAUUUACGUUCAACGUAUUGUCAUCAUUUUGAGCAGAAAAAAAAUAGAAUUUUCGUAACACCUUCAUGCAAAUGAAAUGAAAAAAAGAAAUUAUAGAAAUUCAUUAGUUUUGACGUCUACAAAUUUUGGAGUUGUUUUCUUUUGAAGUGAAAAAAUAAAAUUUUUUAUUUUGAUUUACGGAUAAAAAGGAAUUAUUUUGAACACGACCCUUACUACAAAAAUUUAAAGAAAAUUUUAAGAACAUGUUUUAAAACAAUUUGAAAACUAACAUAAAAAUAUUUGGUGGUGGUGUUUGGUGUUGUUAAUAAAGAAUCUCUCAAAUCUCAAAUAAAUUUAAUUGUUAAAGCAAAAAGCUAUACUAUGGGAGCAAAUGUCUCACAAUUGGAAAAGGAAAUUGGCUCGGAUUUAUUUCCACCCAAUGAACAUUACUUUGGUUUGGUGAAUUUUGGCAACACCUGCUAUAGUAACUCGGUGCUACAGGCUUUAUACUUUUGUAAACCUUUCCGUGAUAAGGUGCUGGAAUACAAGGCCAAAAACAAAAGACCCAAGGAGACUCUGCUGUCCUGCUUGGCCGAUCUUUUCUACAAUAUAGCCACACAGAAGAAGAAAGUGGGCUCUAUAGCGCCCAAAAAGUUUAUAGCGCGUUUGCGCAAGGAAAAGGAAGAGUUUGACAAUUAUAUGCAACAGGAUGCUCAUGAGUUUUUGAAUUUUCUCAUCAAUCAUAUCAAUGAAAUUAUAUUGGCCGAAAGAAAUGCUAAUAAAAAUGGCUCUGCUGCAGGAACGGCAGCUAUUAAAUCAACCUCCACAACUUCAACAUCAACCACUGCUUCAAAUUCCUCUACCAACGGUACAUGUUCCCAGUCUACAGGCUCCAUCAAUGGCAUUGGUAUAGGCAUAACCGAUGCCUCCACGCCCACACAAACCAACAGCGCCAACACCGAACCCACCUGGGUGCAUGAGAUAUUCCAGGGCACUUUGACUUCAGAGACCAGAUGUUUAAAUUGCGAAACGGUCAGCAGUAAAGAUGAACAUUUCUUUGAUUUACAAGUCGAUGUGGAUCAGAAUACUUCCAUCACCCAUUGCUUGCGCUGCUUUAGCAACACCGAAACUUUAUGCUCAGACAACAAAUUCAAAUGCGACAAUUGCUGCAGUUAUCAAGAGGCUCAAAAACGUAUGCGCGUCAAAAAGUUACCCAUGAUUUUGGCUCUGCAUCUCAAACGUUUCAAAUACAUGGAACAAUUUAAUCGUCACAUUAAAGUGUCUCACCGUGUUGUAUUCCCGCUGGAGCUAAGACUUUUUAACACCUCCGACGAUGCGGUCAAUCCCGAUCGUCUAUACGAUCUAAUGGCUGUAGUCAUACACUGUGGUUCGGGUCCAAAUCGUGGCCACUACAUCAGCAUUGUUAAGAGUCAUGGCCUGUGGUUGCUGUUCGACGAUGACAUGGUGGAUAAGAUUGAGGCUUCAACUAUAGAAGAUUUCUAUGGUUUAACGUCGGACAUACAAAAGUCAUCGGAAACCGGUUAUAUACUAUUUUAUCAAUCCAGGGAUUGCAAUAAUUAAAGGCUUGGCUAGAGGCGCAGAGUCAUUGAAAUUAAUUUCAAUUUAGUUAACAUUUAAACAAAAAUGUUUUUAUUUAAAAUAAAUACAAAAUUUAUUAAAAAUAUGUACGAAUAAAAAUUAAUAAUCACCAUGCAUUUCAUAGAAUGUCAGUAAAAUAAAAUACAGAAA
Calliphora vicina (urban bluebottle blowfly) is the source of this 2580-nucleotide messenger RNA. It is a transcript of the gene Usp12-46, whose product is annotated as Ubiquitin-specific protease 12/46. The record is from RefSeq and is a predicted model, not a curated record. Lineage: Eukaryota; Metazoa; Arthropoda; Insecta; Diptera; Calliphoridae. Gene Ontology annotation, molecular function: cysteine-type deubiquitinase activity. The coding region runs from base 1213 to 2412 and encodes 399 amino acids. Gene Ontology annotation, biological process: protein deubiquitination. Gene Ontology annotation, cellular component: nucleus; cytosol. The transcript has 3 exons.